Molecule: messenger RNA, 882 nt
Organism: Rhipicephalus microplus (southern cattle tick)
Lineage: Eukaryota; Metazoa; Arthropoda; Arachnida; Ixodida; Ixodidae
Product: beta-alanine transporter-like
Source: RefSeq, a predicted model, not a curated record
AUGAACCAGGCCAGCUACUCUAUCAGCGUUCACCAGCAACAAGCCUACGACCUAGACCGACCCAACUACCACAGACCCAACCAGCAACGCAAAAUCGCACAGGGUCCUUGUGCGCGGGCCAUUCCGCGGGACGUCGCUGGGAACUUCAGUCGCUGCACGGUGCGGGAACCACCCGACGGAGGCGUGUCGGCUCGAAUAGUGCCGUGUACUGCCUGGGAGUUCAACCUGAGCGACCACGGCAACACCGUCGUCAGCGAGUGGAACCUGGUGUGCCGGCGUGGCUGGCUGAGCGACGUCGCGCACGUGGUCGUCUUCUCCACGAACAUCCUCGUGCUACCACUGCUGGGCGUGGCGGCGGAUCGAGCUGGGCGCAAGACCGUCGCCUUCGUCUCCAACACGGGCCUUCUGCUCACGCUCGUGGGGAGCAGCAUGGCGAGCGACUUUCACACGUUCGUGAUGACGCAAGCUGCGGUCUCGGUAUUGUCGAGGAGCAUGGCGGUGCUGUACGUACUUCUGUACGAGGUCACGACGGCAUCCCGCAGGUUACUCUACUGCUUCAUCGCACCGCUCGACUGGUCUCGGUCGCAGCUCGUGGUCGCCACGCUUUCCCUGCUGCUUCUGACCACCUUCUACGUGGUCGAAGAGUCGCCCACCUGGCUCUUGGCCACACACAAUGUCGAGGCAGCCGAGAAGGUAGUCCGCAGAGCAGGUAGUGUCAAUUGCGUGUCACAGGUUGAGUGUCGCAGGCAGUUCCGCAGCGAAGUGGAGAGCUACCGACGAGAACAAGCUGACCUGCCCUCCGAUAACACCAUGGGGAUCUUGCGUUCGGAAUGGCUGCGAGAACGCUCGCUUAUCCUCGCCUUCAGUCUGGCUCGUUAUUAG